AUGGCCAAGGCCCAGAGUCCACGGCAGGCAGUGAUGAACGGGCUUGCAGCCUGGAGGGAGUGGGCCGAGGAGCCAUCCGAACGAGCCGGGCGGAGGUCCCCGGGUCCCGGCGGGCGCCUGUCGCGCGCCAGCUCGCGCUCCGUCGAGUUCUUUUUGUCGCGCCGCCGCCGGGCGCGCAGCAGCGUGUGCCGCCGCAAGGUGGCCCAGGCGCGCGAGAAGCGCUUCACCUUCGUGCUGGCGGUGGUCAUGGGCGUGUUCGUGCUCUGCUGGUUCCCCUUCUUCUUCAGCUACAGCCUGUACGGCAUCUGCCGCGAGGCCUGCCAGGUGCCCGACCCGCUCUUCAAGUUCUUUUUCUGGAUCGGCUACUGCAACAGCUCGCUCAACCCGGUCAUCUACACCGUCUUUAACCAGGACUUCCGGCGAUCCUUUAAGCACAUCCUCUUCCGACGGAGGAGAAGGGGCUUCAGGCAGUGAGCUGAGCGCCCGGCCCGCGCAGACCUGG
Neomonachus schauinslandi (Hawaiian monk seal) is the source of this 502-nucleotide messenger RNA. It is a transcript of the gene ADRA2C, whose product is annotated as adrenoceptor alpha 2C. The coding region runs from base 1 to 474 and encodes 157 amino acids. The transcript is spliced from 2 exons. Gene Ontology annotation, molecular function: alpha2-adrenergic receptor activity. Gene Ontology annotation, cellular component: membrane. Lineage: Eukaryota; Metazoa; Chordata; Mammalia; Carnivora; Phocidae. The record is from RefSeq and is a predicted model, not a curated record. Gene Ontology annotation, biological process: platelet activation; regulation of smooth muscle contraction; regulation of vasoconstriction.